GCCUGACGCCUCUACAUUCUAGAUAGCCUGCGUCGUCUGUUCCGGUCUGCAUCCCCUUCCGUGUCCCAGGCGGAGCACCGGUGCACCUUAAAAAGAGACCGCACGCGCGACUGGGGAUCCCAGGCCAGGCUACCAUGUCGCAGGCUCAGCCCUCCAUUCCCUCGACCCCCAUGGCAGGCAGUGGCGGCGCAACUACGCCGAUCAACGAAAAGGGCGACUCUCACAGUGCAGGGGGUAGCAAGGAGCCUUCGAUCUCGGAUGUUGUACAGCUCCCCGAGCUGGAGGAUGAGACUGGUGUACGGACCCCUGCGCAGCGCCGUAAGGCGUUCAUGCAGUUUGCGGCCCUUUGCUGCUCGAUCUUCGUCUCUGGGUGGAACGACGGGACGCUAGGUCCUCUACUGCCCCGCCUACAGGAGGUUUACGACGUGGGCUAUGCAGUCGUGUCGCUCAUCUUCGUUGUCAGCUGUAUCGGCGCUAUCUUGGGGUCAUGUACAUUCUUGUACUUGACCGACCGUCUCGGAUAUGGUGUGGUUGUUGUACUCGCUUCGCUCAUGAUGAUGGUGGCAUACGCGCUGGAAGCCGCGGCCGUGCCGUUCCCCGUCUUUGUCGUGGCGUACUUCUUCAUCGGUUUCGGCAACUCGUUCCUAAACUCCGGCUCAAAUGUCUUCCUCGCGAACGUAUCCGUGGGUAAGGCUUCGACGAGGUUUGGUAUCCUCCAUGGUUCAUACGGACUCGGGGCGAUGGCCUCCCCGCUGAUCUCGACACAAUUUUCACAUAUGCGGCACUGGUCCUUUGUCUACCUUGUGCAUAUCGGUUUGCUGGUGAUUACGGUCACGAUGCAGACCAUCACCUUCAAGUUCCAGAGUCAGGAAGCUUGCGCGCUUGAGAUCGGGCUGCCCCCGCCAGCGCAGGAGCCGGUUUCUCUGUUGGAGCGUUACAAGCGGGUAUUCCGGAUGCGCGCGGUACAUCUUAUGGCCUUGUUCGCCUUUAUAUACGUUGGCAUCGAGGUGUCUAUCGGAAGCUGGAUUGUGACAUAUGUUAUUGAUCUUCGCCAUGGAGGCCCGAGCUCGGGCUACAUAUCCUCGGGAUUGUUCGGAGGCAUCAUGGUUGGGAGAAUUGCUCUCCUACCGAUUAGCAAACUGAUCGGCGAUCGACGGGCCAUCUUCGUAUACAUCCUGGCGGUUAUCGGGCUCGAGCUCGUCGUGUGGCUCGUGCCGUCGCUCAUUGCAGACGCCAUCGCCGUAUCAUUCGUCGGGUUCUUCCUGGGACCCAUGAUGCCGAUCAUGACGAACCACUCGGCGCGCAUCCUACCCCCCGACCUGAUCUCGGGCGGCGUGGGCUGGAUUGCGAGCUGGGGCGCGGCGGGGGCGGCGGUGUACCCGUUCGUCACCGGGGCCAUCGCAUCGAAAACGGGCAUCGGUGCCCUGCAACCGCUGGUGGUCGCGCUAUCGGGCGUGCUGUUCGUCGUGUGGGGAUGCGUACCGCGUAGCCGGAAGCAGAUCCAGGGAUGAAAGGGAAGGUCUUCUCUGUAGAGUUUUGGGUUACUACAUAGAUGCGGUCAGUUCAACGCUCCUGCGCACAUUUAGUGCGUUUAUGUCUUUUUACGCUUUCACGACAUAGAUGAAUCUCGAUGUACCAUUUC
Trametes versicolor FP-101664 SS1 is the source of this 1642-nucleotide messenger RNA. Its product is annotated as MFS general substrate transporter. Bases 135 to 1511 code for a protein of 458 amino acids. NCBI's taxonomy places the organism in Eukaryota, Fungi, Basidiomycota, Agaricomycetes, Polyporales, Polyporaceae. Gene Ontology annotation, molecular function: transmembrane transporter activity. The record is from RefSeq and is a predicted model, not a curated record. Gene Ontology annotation, biological process: transmembrane transport. Gene Ontology annotation, cellular component: membrane. The transcript has 14 exons.